This is a messenger RNA of Populus nigra (black poplar), 1356 nucleotides long. Its product is annotated as MYB-like transcription factor ODO1. The transcript is spliced from 2 exons. Bases 157 to 969 code for a protein of 270 amino acids. Lineage: Eukaryota; Viridiplantae; Streptophyta; Magnoliopsida; Malpighiales; Salicaceae. The record is from RefSeq and is a predicted model, not a curated record.
UAUUUAUAAACACUUAGGGAGGAAAGUAAGAGCUUUAUAUAAAGGUGGUUGAGGGGGCUUUCGAGUCUUCACAGGUAGCAAUAUUGACGAGACUUGCUUUGUUUAUUUAUUUGUGUAAGCUUAGCUACAGUCAGCUAGCUAGCUACUCUGUGCAAUAUGGGAAGGCAACCUUGCUGUGACAAACUCGGGGUCAAGAAAGGUCCUUGGACAGCUGAAGAGGAUAAAAAACUCAUUAACUUCAUUCUCACCAAUGGCCAAUGUUGUUGGAGGGCUGUCCCUAAGCUCGCAGGACUCCGACGAUGCGGCAAGAGUUGCCGGCUUCGUUGGACUAAUUAUCUUCGCCCUGACUUGAAGAGAGGGCUUCUUACAGAAGCAGAAGAACAGCUGGUUAUUGAUCUCCAUGCUCGUCUUGGCAAUAGGUGGUCCAAGAUUGCUGCUAGAUUGCCAGGAAGGACAGACAAUGAGAUUAAGAACCACUGGAACACUCAUAUAAAGAAGAAGCUUCUGAAGAGGGGAAUCGAUCCUGUUACACAUGAACCCUUACACAAAGAAGCCAAGGCUGAGGAAAGCUCAUCAUCUCCUGCUGAUCUUUUGCCAGAAUCCAGUAACAACAAUGAUAUGCAAGAAAAGGAUGGCAUCAUUAUUAACUCGGAUGAUAAUUCAAGAUCACCGACUGAAAAUUCUUGUAGUACCGAGGAUUCGCUCUUGUUAGAUAGUAUUUGCAAUGAUGAAAUGUUACUGAAUAGCUUGUGGAUGGAUGAGCCUCCACUAGUUGAUGCAUCAUGGAACAAAAUUAUUCCUCUGGCCGCAGAAAAUACUAACAAUGACAUGGGUUAUCCAUCAUGGGAGGAUAACUACACAGGGUUAUCGGAUUGUCAAGAUUUUGGCGUUCACGAUUUCGGAUUCGAUUGUUUCGACACCAUUGAAUUAAGCGCACUUAACAUAUUAGAGAUGGAACUCAAUCGCUAGAUUAUACGCGUGUAUGCUAGAGUGUUGUUGAGAAAAUCUUACAUCUUCAAAUGUGAACAUGUUACGAAGUAUCAUGUGUUGUUGAAGUUAGGUUGUCAGGAUUGAAUUUUCUGUCUUGCAUGUUUCAUCAGAUGGUAAUUGUUGCUGGGUGGGUUGAAGUAUACCCGUCUUCUUCAGAGGUUUCUCACCAACCCAGUUAAACAGUGAUAUCAAACCAAAAUCAUUAAAAUGUGACAUUACUUUGUGCUUUACAAAUGUUGUGAUCUCAUAUGUAAGAGAUAGGGACAGGCUCUGGCAGAUGUUGUCUAGUGGGGUUGUUUACAGCAUUAUAAUUAUUUGUAUAUGAUGUACAUACGAUGGAAAUAAAGUGGAUGCUGUUAUGGAUUA